Molecule: messenger RNA, 2497 nt
Organism: Trachymyrmex septentrionalis
Lineage: Eukaryota; Metazoa; Arthropoda; Insecta; Hymenoptera; Formicidae
Product: neuropeptides capa receptor
Exons: 6
Coding region: 917-2314 (465 amino acids)
Biological process (GO): neuropeptide signaling pathway
Cellular component (GO): plasma membrane
Molecular function (GO): neuromedin U receptor activity
Source: RefSeq, a predicted model, not a curated record
AUCACGGAUGAUAGACCUGUUCUAACAUCUUUGUCGCGAUAGACGUUCGAUGGUCUUGGAUCAUUAGCGCCAAUUGACGAGUCAAAACAGUCGAUAGGUGACCUUGCGUAACCUACGAAGACACGUGUUUCUUGAAAUUACAAACAGUUGUAUGCUUUCGAACACAAUCUGCGUUAUUCUGACAUCUCGCGAGUGCUAAAUUGUAAACAGCGCGUCUUUCAGCACGGAGCUCGUAAUUUCGUUUAUAUCGAUUGAAACUCGAUCACACUACAACAUUGCAGACUUUCCGGCUAUAUUGCGGUUUUUCAUCGUCGAAAAAUUCGAGUACGUAAAAAUAAAAAAAAUUUUAAAAGAUAUAAGUGGUAACUGUGAUGUGCGACAAUUGUGUUGUGACGAUCGCGGAUUGUAACGCUGCGCAAAUAUUCGAAGAACAAUAAAAAAUGUGAUAUUGACUCUUUGAAUAGGAUUUAUAAUUGCAAUCUAAUUUCAAUUAAAUUAUAAUUAUAAUCUCUUACUUGGCAGCGAAGGUAUAAACGUGAACCAGUUGUUCGUAGUGCGGGAACGAAAACGAGGAACGUUUAUUUUGUCAAAUAAACGUAUCCACACUUUUAUCAGCACGAAUCCUUUCUAUGCUGCCUUGGAAUUUAGUUAGAAAAGCUAAGGAUGCAUAAAUGACUCUUAUCCCAUCUGCUUCGUGUUAGUUUUCCUUUAUUGUCUCACAAAAAUUCUGCAAGAAGAUUAUAUCGUCGCAAGUGAGUGACCCAUUAACAAUCAACAGAAGAACAUUUAUCGAGGUGCCUGACGCGUUUCUUUGUUUGCGUGUGCGAUACCGAAUGAUAUCAGAAUGUGCAUACGCGUGAAGGUAUUGUCAUGAUGAACCGAACUAGCGUGUGACAUCCUCACGAAGAUUCCGAGCAUGGGGACGUCAAGCCAGGACGGGGACAUCGAAAACGACACGCUCGAUUUCUGGCGGGACUGGGAUCUAAGUGAGUUGACCGAGGAUGAGUACCUAAGCAAGGUGCUGGGACCCAAGUAUCUGACCCUCAAACUAGUAAUACCGCUCACGAUCACGUACGUGGUGAUCUUCAUCACCGGAAUUUUCGGCAAUGUCGCCACGUGCACGGUCAUCGUCCGAAACUCAUCCAUGCAGACCGCCACCAACUACUACCUCUUUAGUCUAGCCAUAUCCGACCUCACUCUACUUUUAUUAGGUCUCCCUAAUGAACUAAGUGUGUUCUGGCAGCAGUAUCCGUGGGUCCUUGGCACAGGAUUAUGUAAAAUCCGGGCAUAUGUGUCAGAAAUGUCAUCCUACGUAUCGGUUCUCACAAUUGUGGCUUUCUCUAUGGAAAGGUAUUUGGCCAUCUGUCAUCCAUUGCACCUCUAUUCGAUGAGUGGUCUCAAAAGACCGACACGUUUUAUCCUUGCAGUCUGGUCGAUUGCAAUUGUUUCGGCCAUACCGUUUGCAAUUUAUACCAAGGUCAAUUUCGUCGAAUAUCCGCCAGGAUCAGGAAAUUAUUCAGCUGAUUCAGCGAUUUGCGCGAUGCUUCUGCCUGACAUGCCUAAAUUCCCCCUUUAUGAGCUCAGUUGCAUCGUAUUCUUUUUGAUACCGAUGCUCAUAAUUCUUGUAGUAUAUGCGAGAAUGGGAUUGAAAAUUAAAAGGAGUACCACGGAAGUACUUGGCCCGAUACAAGCCUCCGUUCAUGGCGAUCAUCGACAGAUUCAAUCCAGAAAGUCUGUCAUCAGGAUGUUAAGUGCGGUUGUUAUCAUGUUUUUCCUUUGCUGGGCCCCGUUUCACGCCCAGCGUUUGCUUUACAUCUACGCACAGGAUUCCGAUUAUUAUCCAGAUUUAAACGAAUGGCUUUACAUUUUGAGCGGCUGUCUAUAUUACUUCAGCACUACCGUUAAUCCGAUUCUUUAUAAUUUGAUGAGCAUCAAAUACCGCCAUGCAUUCAAACGAACAAUAGGCUGCAGAACGAGAAAAUCGGCGAACAAAAUUUUGAAGGUUAAGAAAUCUCAUCCGCACAGAUGCGAUUCUUUGAACGAACCUCAUGAUCGAAAUAUAUGCUCUGUUAGGCAUACGAUUGUUCAAGUCAAAAACAUAUUUUGUUUUACGUCGAGUCGACAAGAAAAUAUCAAGGAUAGUAGCAGAAAUAAUGGAAAUGCAAGCAAUUUUCCUCAAAAUGCUUACUCGUUACAAAAGGAGGAUUCAUCCUCGACGUUUCUCUUUGAACGAGGGCAUCUCCUCGCUCAUCAGCAGCCUAGCAUCGAAAGCACAACGUCUACGAAAAGAUCGGAAGAGAGUGUUUCCGUAUAAGCUAAAAGCAAUCUGUGAUCUAUUUUCAUUCGUUUUUAUUUAGAUAUACAGUUAUAAUGCGCGUCGCUGUAAAUAAAACUAGACAUAUCCGAAUGAUUGAUUAUAAGUGCGUCUGAAAGGUUUUACCAUAUUGUAAAUAAGUAGAUAGAUAGUCUGAAUUAUUUUUUAUUGAUUAUAAUAACG